Python bivittatus (Burmese python) is the source of this 988-nucleotide messenger RNA. RefSeq names its product S100 calcium binding protein A13 (gene S100A13). The record is from RefSeq and is a predicted model, not a curated record. Gene Ontology annotation, molecular function: calcium ion binding; calcium-dependent protein binding. Gene Ontology annotation, cellular component: perinuclear region of cytoplasm. NCBI's taxonomy places the organism in Eukaryota, Metazoa, Chordata, Lepidosauria, Squamata, Pythonidae.
CAGAAGAGAAUUUGGAUCUGUUUGGCGGAAUGAAACACAUUUUCCCGCAGGGCGUCUCCCCAACGCUUGGCUCCAGGGUUGCCAAGCCCAAGCACAGAUGCCCCCUUGUGCGCCUGCUUUCUCUGCCCUGGUGCGCAAGGUCCAAUCUUGUUUUGCGUGGUGGCCGUUCGGGCUUUGCGUUCCCACUCGCCCACCCUUGUGGGGAUCCGGGGUUUCCAAAGAAAACUUUCUUUGUGGGUGAAAAGGCAUCGGGCGUGUUUGCCAGGCGGGGAGGAGAGCGAGCAGUGUGCAUCGGCAGUGGAAAGAGAAACCAAAUACUUCACGUUUUCAACCAACGGGCCCUGCUCCUUCGGACCGUCCCCUCCCCACCUCCUGAUUCAGCCCGUAUAAAAAGCUCCCCUCGGUUCCACCUUGACGUCUUCCUUGCGAGGGAUCGCUGUUGGGCCUCCUUCCCCUGCCUGACCCCACAUCCAGCUGAAGCAAGCGGAAUCGCUUCCCCCCUUCCUUGAACGCCAUGGCCAGCAGCGAACUGACCGACCUGGAGACGGCCAUCGAAAAAAUAGUGUGCACCUUUUUUACCUAUGCCGCCCAGGAGGGCAAGAAGGGCACCCUCACCACUGGCGAGUUUAAAGAACUGGUCACCCUCCAACUCCCCAACCUCAUGAAGAACGUCGGGGACCUCGACGAGAAGAUGAGAGCCCUCGACGUCAACAACGAUGAGGAGCUGAAGUUCGGAGAAUAUUGGCGCCUCAUUGGAGAACUAGCAAAGGAGAUCAAGAGGGAGAAAGUGGGGAAGAAGAAGUGAUUGGGAGGUGCGGGUGUGGGUGUGUGUACGGGGAUGUGUGUGUCAAGGUGGGGGGGAUUUUCAGAUGGAGGGAUGGGACCAGGAAAUCAUCACCGUGCGCAUCAGCAGAAGCACAUGAGCGCAUCAAGAGUCAUAAACCAUCUAUGGGCUUCCAACUUUCAAAUAAAAGUCUUCAUUCCAGAA